Messenger RNA from Torulaspora globosa, 864 nucleotides. RefSeq lists its product as uncharacterized. Lineage: Eukaryota; Fungi; Ascomycota; Saccharomycetes; Saccharomycetales; Saccharomycetaceae. The transcript has a single exon. The record is from RefSeq and is a predicted model, not a curated record. Bases 1 to 864 code for a protein of 287 amino acids.
AUGACAUCGGAGCUUGCACGCCUAAUGGGACUUUACCAUGCGUCAACAAUGGGCAAUUUAGUGAGCCUAGUCACGACCCAGGACGUUAGACUGACAAAGCGGUCAUGGUUCCAACUCGUCAGGUCUCCAAUAUCGAAUACAUUUGGGGCCGCCUCGGCAUGGGGAAACUUCUUGAGGUUUUGUGUCGACUGUCCACCGAAUGACGAGCACUGCUACGGCUCUCUAUAUUGUGUUUGUUCAGCGAUAAGUACCGUAUACAGCACAGCGAUGGCCUACUAUGAAUGGGCGGUGUUCGUAACGGCUGUGGUUAAGCGUGAUGGGACGCUACCCACUGACAUGUUUCAGUUUAGCUCGGGCAACUUAACUCUAGACUUCGAGCACGCGCACACGGUACAAAAACGUGAUCAGGAAAUAUCGAUACGGAAUGUGACGGCUUUAAUAGCAGGAAAGCCUAAGUUUCUACUGGACCUAGGCCACAGUGAGGGUGUUACAACAGCUUCACUGGAACUGCAUCCUAGCCUUGUUCACAACGCAACGGCACUCCGCAAACGUGACUGGCAGGACGACGGGCACCAGUAUUCAUCCGGGGGUGGAUUGAAAUUUAACGUAUGCCCAGUACACCCGGAACACCACCUGACAGUCCAGUAUGACUGGGACGCGGUGUGGGCCGAUGAUUACGACCACCUAGGCGACUAUAUGGCGUAUUAUAAUGUGGAUAUGGCUGCCAUCGACAUGAAUGAUUACCAGCCGGGUGGAUGGCGUACCUUGAUGCACACGGGCAAAUUGAUUUUCGAGGAGGAUAUAGGCUUCGGAACCAAUUUUGAGACCUGUGAUCGUGACGCUUUUAGCGGGAUUGCACACUGA